Molecule: messenger RNA, 3489 nt
Organism: Neltuma alba
Lineage: Eukaryota; Viridiplantae; Streptophyta; Magnoliopsida; Fabales; Fabaceae
Product: phospholipase D zeta 1
Exons: 20
Coding region: 152-3487 (1111 amino acids)
Biological process (GO): phospholipid catabolic process; phosphatidic acid biosynthetic process; intracellular signal transduction
Cellular component (GO): plasma membrane
Molecular function (GO): D-type glycerophospholipase activity
Source: RefSeq, a predicted model, not a curated record
CUUCCUUCAUUAAAUUAUUCCUCACAGGGAAAUCACAACAACGCAUCCUGAUUUUUUUCCUCCUCUGCAAAUCGGGAUCCAAACGACUAACGAACACACUGUUCAAGUUUCGAUUUCCUCAAGGUGUCUGUAUUGCUGGCCUUCGAUUUCAAUGGCGACGGAGCAGUUGAUGUCCGGUGGUGGUGGUCCCCGCUACGUUCAAAUGCAAUCGGAGCCAUCGGCGGCGAUUUCUUCUUCUGCGUCGGUCCGGUUUGGCGGUGGCCCUGAGCAUACUCGAAUUUUCGAUGAGUUGCCAGAAGCCACCAUCGUCUCCGUCUCUCGUCCCGAUGCCGGCGACAUCAGUCCCAUGCUUCUGUCUUACACAAUAGAGUUUCGUUAUAAACAGUUCAAGUGGCAAUUGGUGAAGAAGGCUUCUCAAGUAUUUUAUUUGCAUUUUACAUUGAAGAAACGUGCCUUUAUUGAGGAAAUUCAUGAGAAGCAAGAGCAGGUUAAAGAAUGGCUUAACAAUCUAGGAAUAGGAGAACACACUGCUGUGGUGCAAGAUGAUGAUGAAGCUGAUGAUGAAACUGUUCAUCUGCAUCAUGAUGAAAGUGCGAAGGACAGAGAUGUCCCAUCUAGUGCUGCCCUACCAAUUAUACGGCCAGCCUUAGGAAGACAGGAUACUAUGUCAGACAGAGCAAAGACUGCAAUGCAAGGAUAUUUGAAUCACUUUUUAGGAAAUAUCAAUAUUGUUAACUCUCCAGAGGUUUGCAAGUUUUUGGAGGUAUCAAAGUUAUCUUUCACAACCGAGUAUGGCCCUAGCCUGAAGGAAGAUUAUGUCAUGGUGAAGCAUCUGCCAACACUUCCUAAGGGUGAUGAUUCCAGAAAGUGUUGUUUAUCUCGGUGUUUUAGUUGUUGCAAUGACAACUGGCCUAAGGUUUGGGCUGUCUUAAAACCUGGAUUCUUGGCAUUGCUGGCCGAUCCAUUUGAUAGCCAACCUCUGGACAUAAUUGUUUUUGAUGUUCUACCUGCCUCAGAUGGGAAUGGGGAUGGUCGUUUAUCACUGGCAAAAGAAAUGAAGGAGAAAAAUCCUUUACGCCAUUCAUUCAGGGUGACUUGUGGAAACCGGAGCAUUAGGAUUAGAGUGAAAAGUACUAGUAAAGUCAAAGAUUGGGUUGCUGCAAUUAAUGAUGCUGGACUCAGGCCGCCUGAAGGAUGGUGUCAUCCUCAUCGCUAUGGUUCAUUUGCUCCGCCAAGAGGCUUGAUUGAAGAUGGAAGUCAGGCUCAGUGGUUUGUUGAUGGCAGGGCAGCAUUUGAGGCCAUUGCUUCUUCAAUUGAGGAUGCAAAAUCAGAGAUAUUUAUAUGUGGAUGGUGGGUUUGCCCAGAACUGUAUUUACGGCGUCCUUUUCAUACGCAUGCUUCAUCAAGGCUUGAUAAUUUGCUGGAAGCAAAAGCCAAGCAAGGGGUUCAGAUCUACAUUCUUCUCUACAAAGAGGUGGCUCUUGCUUUGAAAAUUAACAGUGUCUAUAGCAAGAGAAAGCUUCUUAGCAUUCAUGAAAAUGUGAGGGUACUACGCUACCCUGAUCACUUUUCUUCUGGUGUCUACCUGUGGUCACACCAUGAAAAACUGGUAAUUGUUGAUCAUCAGAUUUGUUUUAUUGGAGGACUGGAUUUAUGCUUUGGUCGUUAUGAUACAUCUGAACACAAAGUAGGAGAUUCCCCUCCGAUGAUAUGGCCAGGAAAGGACUAUUAUAACCCGAGGGAAUCUGAGCCAAAUUCAUGGGAAGAUGCAAUGAAAGAUGAAUUGGAUCGUGUAAAGUAUCCUCGAAUGCCAUGGCAUGAUGUUCACUGUGCCCUUUGGGGACCACCUUGUCGUGACAUUGCUAGGCAUUUUGUUCAGCGAUGGAAUUAUGCAAAGAGGAGCAAAGCUCCAAAUGAGCAAGCAAUUCCAUUACUUAUGCCUCAGCAUCAUAUGGUUAUCCCACACUACUUGGGAAGAAGCAAAGAGAUGGAGAUUGAAAGCAACAAUACUGACUAUUGUAUAGGAAUGAAGAGGGAAGAUUCCUUUUCCUCAUCCCAAGAUAUUCCUCUACUUUCACCUGAGGAUUCUGGGGGGAUGAAUGCUUCUGUAGGAGACACUGGAUUAAAUGAGUUAAGUUCCUUCUUUCAUCGCCUUGACCAGCCAACCAGGGUCAGCAACGGUCGUCCUUUCCCUUUCCGGAAGGCCAAAAUUGAACCAAUAGGUCCAGAUACACCAAUGAAGGGCUUUGUAGAUGAUCUUGACUCUGUGGAUCAUCAUGGGAAGAUGCCUACGGAUAGAGUAGCUCACGUUAGUGUACCUAAUUCAGGUCCAGAAUGGUGGGAGACACAAGAACGGGGCGACCAGGGAAGUUUUGCAGACGAAUCUGGCCAAGUUGGUCCUCAUGUUUCCUGCCGUUGUCAGGUCAUCCGGAGUGUUAGUCAAUGGUCUGCUGGAACUAGCCAAACAGAAGAGAGCAUCCACAAUGCUUAUUGCUCUCUUAUUGAGAAGGCAGAAUACUUCAUCUACAUUGAGAAUCAAUUUUUUAUCUCAGGUCUUUCAGGAGAUGAGAUGAUACGAAAUCGUGUUUUGGAAGCUUUGUAUCGACGGAUUAUGCGAGCUUACCAUGACAAAAAGCCCUUUAGGGUUAUAAUUGUCAUACCACUCCUGCCUGGCUUCCAGGGAGGCCUGGAUGAUAGCGGUGCAGCAUCCGUCAGAGCAAUAAUGCAUUGGCAGUAUCGAACCAUUUGCAGAGGACAAAAUUCUAUAUUACAUAAUCUGUUAGAAUUUCUCGGUUCGAAAAUACAUGAUUACAUCUCUUUCUAUGGCCUUAGGGCAUAUGGUAAACUCUUUGAUAGCGGUCCUGUGGCAACCAGCCAGGUUUAUGUUCACAGUAAAAUCAUGAUUGUUGAUGACUGUACGACUUUGAUCGGAUCUGCUAAUAUCAAUGAUAGGAGUUUACUUGGCUCCAGAGAUUCUGAGAUCGGUGUAAUUAUAGAAGACAAAGAACUGAUUGAUUCGUUUAUGGGUGGGAAAUCACGGAAAGCAGGAAAAUUCUCUCUAACUCUGCGGUUGUCAUUAUGGUCUGAACACUUAGGUCUGCAAGCAGGGGAGAUCAAUCGAAUAAUGGACCCAAUUGCUGACUCGACAUAUAAGGAUAUUUGGAUGGCAACAGCGAAGACAAAUACUGCGAUUUAUCAGGAUGUCUUUUCUUGCGUACCUAAUGAUCUGAUACACACCAGACUUGCUUUCAGGCAAAGCACAACUCUCUGGAAAGAAAGAAUUGGUCAUAGUACCAUUGAUCUAGGAAUAGCCCCAGAAAAUUUAGAAUCCUAUCACGAUGGAGGCGUCAAGAAAACUGACCCUUUGGAGAGAUUGGAUUCAGUGAAGGGUCAUCUUGUUUCCUUCCCCUUGGAGUUCAUGUGUCAAGAAAACCUAAGACCUGCUUUUAAUGAAAGCGAAUACUAUGCUACUCAGGUUUUCCAUUAAAA